Molecule: messenger RNA, 6389 nt
Organism: Dermacentor andersoni
Lineage: Eukaryota; Metazoa; Arthropoda; Arachnida; Ixodida; Ixodidae
Product: 1-phosphatidylinositol 4,5-bisphosphate phosphodiesterase delta-1-like
Biological process (GO): lipid metabolic process; intracellular signal transduction
Cellular component (GO): plasma membrane
Molecular function (GO): calcium ion binding; phosphatidylinositol-4,5-bisphosphate phospholipase C activity
Source: RefSeq, a predicted model, not a curated record
UUGUUUACUUUUGCUCUUUCGCGCUACCACCACCCGCGCGCUACUACUGCGCUGCUGGCCCGCAAUUCAAGUGCGUUUUUUCGGACCAGCGCCGUCCGCGUCACACAGUGCUCUAUAACCGGCGCGGCGGCUUAGCACCACUAGAUAGGCGCGUUAGCGCAGACACCUCUACUCUACGCCUCCGGUUUCGCGCGCCGAAGAGGGAGACUCGGAGACGGAAAAAAAAGGUACAGCUCCUCCUGCAGAGGGAGAAUGCAUCUGUCUGACCAGAAGGACGCUGGUCUGACGUUAUCGUGAGUUCAACUAGCACUGUGCGCUUUUGAUUGUCCGUGUGUGCAAGUGGGUGAGGUAUACUCGGACAUCUCGGUGAGCGGGUCAGUUGUGUUUGGUAGAGCAUCGCCUAUCGCUUCGUCGUCACUGCUCGCCAAGUUCAUCUGUCGGCUGCUACCGUGGCCGCGCUGUGUCUGCCGUAUUCGUCAAGCACGCUUCUCCGCUGUGUCCACACAACUUGAUCGCGAAGGCGAUCGCCGAGGAAGAUGUUGAGGUGGUUCCGCGAGGGACCGCCCGAACUGGAAGCAGAAUCUGCGGCCAUCGAAGAUGUGCUGCAGUGCCUGUCUCGGGGAAUGCGCCUGUACAAGGUGCGCUCCGCCAAGAAGACUUACCGGCGCUGCUACCAGCUUCUCCUGGAGAACAUGCACCUCGUGUACAGAAACUCCAGGAAGCCUUCCUUCUUCGCUAGGAAUCCCCACGUGGACAUCUUCGAGGUCGAGGAGGUGCGCAAGGGCUGGAAGACGGACGUGUUCAACGACGUCGAGCGCAAGUACCGCCGCGGCGCGCGCUCGCACUACCUGCCUUUCGGCGGCGCCGACAUGAGCGAGGACCGCUGCUUCUCGCUCAUCCUGUCGCCCAAGCACGAGACGCUCGACCUGGUCGCGCGGACCCCGAACGAGUGCGACCUGUGGGUGCGCGGCCUGCGCCACCUGGUGGCGAACUGCAAGAACACGCGCAGGGACCAGGAGUAUGAGAGGUGGCUGCGGGACCAGUUUCAGAAAGCUGAUGUCAACAAGAGCGGUGCUCUGAACUUCCAAGAGUGUCAAGGCCUCCUCAAACAGCUCAACAUCACCAUGGACAAACGUCACUGCCGGGCUCUCUUCAACGCUGCCAAUUUCAAGAAGCACAAAGUAAGCGGAGAAGAUGUGCUGGACCGAGAAGAGUUCAUAAGCUUCUACCACAGCCUCCUGUCACGACCUGACAUUGAUGCCAUCUUUAAAACGUAUGCCGGCCACACCAUGAAUGUGAUGGGUCCUGACCAGCUGCACAAGUUCCUAACCCAGGAACAGAAGAUGAAUGUGUCCUUGGCCGACUGCAAGAGGAUCAUUGAAAACUAUGAAGUAGACAAGUACAAGCCCCAAGGCUAUCUUGGAAUUUCAGGUUUUCGUGAGAUGCUUCUUUCAGAAGAACAUGACAUAUUUGACGCCAAGCACCGGAAGGUUUGCCAGGAUAUGAACCAACCACUGAACCACUACUACAUAGCAUCGUCCCACAACACGUAUUUAGUUCAGGGACAGCUUGUUGGCAGCAGUAGCGUCGAGGGCUACAUCAGGGCACUGAAGAAAGGAUGCCGCUGCCUGGAGCUCGACGUCUGGGAUGGGCCUGACAAUGACCCAAUUGUUUACCAUGGUUACACUCUCACGACCAAGAUACUCUUCCGUGACGUCCUUGAGUCGGUAAAGCAGUAUGCCUUCAAAGAGUCGCAGUACCCUGUGAUCUUGUCUCUUGAGAACCACUGCACUCUUGAGCAGCAGAAAGUGAUGGCCAAACACCUAGUCGAAAUGCUGGGCCCUUUAUUGUACAAGAAGCAGAUCGAUGAAAGAGAAACGGCAAUGCCACCACCUUCAGCACUGCUGAAUAAAAUCCUCAUUAAGGGCAAGAAGUUAAACAAAGACCUCUCCUUGGAUCAGGAUGAGGAUAGCGAGGAUGAAGGCACUGCUGCCAAACCCACGCACAAAAGUGUCUUGGCUGAAGAGCUAUCGGACUGUGUCAACUAUUGCAAGGCAACACAUUUCAAGUCAUUCGAAGAGGCUGAGAAAUGGCACUUCAAUGAAAUGGCCUCCUUCAGCGAAGUGAAGGCCAGCAAGAUCUCAUCGACUCCAGAGGGUGCCCAGAGUUUAAUUCGCCACAAUAGCAAGCACCUGUCCAGGAUAUAUCCCAAGGGAACCAGGACAGACUCAAGCAACUACGACCCUGUGAAAUUCUGGAACGUUGGCUGCCAGAUUGUGGCACUGAACUACCAGAGCUGGGACCAGAAGAUGUUCUUGAAUGAAGCGAAAUUUUCCCUGAAUGGCCACUGCGGCUAUGUGCUGAUGCCAGAGUUCCUCCGCAAAGGAAACUUCAGGAUGGAUUCUCCUGACCCAUCUCUCAAAAAGACACUCGUUCUGAGGAUACUCAGUGGCCAGCAGCUUCCCAAGCCCCUUGAGACCACGGGCGGUGAAAUUGUGGACCCUUACGUCGUCGUAAAAGUAUUUGGACAUCCACGUGACAAUCAGAAGGUCAAGACAAGGUUCGUCAGGAACAAUGGCUUCAACCCAACGUGGGAGGAAAAAUUUGAGCUGCCCGUGCACGUCCCUGAGCUGGCCAUUUUGGUGUUCACGGUCAAGGAUGAGAGCCGUACAGGCAAGAACAUGAAGCUGGCCAAGUUUGCAAUCCCCCUGGAUGCAGUACGGGAGGGUUAUCGGCAUGUGCGGCUCUGCAACAACGCUUUCAUCUCUCUGGUGCCAGCGAGCAUAUUUGUGCACGUCAGCUUCCGCAAGCCCUGAUUGCACACAUCGUGAACUGCCACUGAGAAGUGCAUGCCUCUCGGGGCACUUUUCGUGCUUUCUAAGCCUUGGCAUUUAAAGUGUGCCUCAUUAUGACUCCAUUAUGCAACUACCCAACGUGUUUGUGUUGCACGUGGUAGUGUUUCUUUUCUUCUGUGCUAACCAACAUUUCCCACACAGCCGGUUGCAUGUUUUUCUUACUAUAGUUUGAUCAUGCACUCAUUUGUUCACCAAUAUGCUGCCUUUUACAGAUGAUGAGAUCGCAAAGGUUUACUUCACUGCACUUGAGAAGUUAUGGUAAAAUGGGAAGCAACAUAUUUUGUCAGAAGUUUUGAGGACAUGAUGCGCAUAUUUGGGCCUGUUGCCUAACCUAUUGUUCUGUAACUUUUGUACAGGCCAGGACACUGCAGGUGUCGUGACACAAUGCCCUCAGGCAGCUCGCUUAUGCACAGAGAUUUUGGAAAGUUUGCGCAUACCAUGAGUGCUGUUCAAGACAAUGUUUUUGUUGAAGGCCGUAGAAUGUCUGAGGUGCAAAUGUCCUUUGCAAGAACUUAUGUUCACCUUGAGCAGCCUUUUUAUUGACUUUCCAGUUAUUACCAGCUGAGCUGAUUUGCGAAUUAGAUGCCAAAGUCAUACUGACGAUGCCAUGACAGUUAUUUGCUAUCUACAAUGACUGAUAAUGACUGCUUCAGCUACUCAUGCAGGCAAGGGCUUAAAUGAAGCUUAAGCAUUAGGGAAACCUAUAUUUGAUCCAAACAACUUCACAAGUUGGAAUUUUCUGCAGUCAAUAUUUAACCAAGAGUGGGCUAGUAUACCCGAGCCAGGCAAAUUAGUGAGAAUAUAAACUGGUUGAGAUCGAGGCCAUACUGAUUGUGGAGAUUAAAGAGGCUCGCAAUAUCACCGAGUCAUUUUGUAUACUUAUUGAUACUUGGCUUGUUACAUUAAAGAAUUUUCAAAGCAGCUUUUCACCGACAGGUGGAAUUUAGAAGGUCAGGUCUUCUUUGGAGACUUCAGAUCAAUUUUGCAUUCUUGGGAUCUGUGUAUGUGGCCACUUUCAUCUCGUCAAAUUAGACUGUUCAGGAUUUCUAUUGCAGAGAGGACAAUGAAAAAGCCGUUUAAAUGAAGCCUGAAAAGAAGACGCAUCAACUUAGUGCUUAGCUGUGUACAGAGCAGUAAUAAUGAGUAAUUUGCUCAAAAAGGCUAACAUACAGCCCAGAUGCGCUCAUUUAAACUGAACAUGCCUAAGGCUGGACCGAGUCUGGCGCUACUGAACGAAAAAUAUGGGUCGAUCCUGCAGUCUGAAAAUGCAGGCCAAUAUCGCAGAUACUGCAGUCUAAGCAACAAGCAACAUGGUGCACUAAUGCACCCAAAAAGACUUUAUUUGAUGUUAGCCGCUGUUGACUCGCCUCUUGUUGUGACUGAUUCAUGCAUAAAUUUUGUUGUUUCCGACCGUGGUAUAUAUAUUGGCAGAGGCACAAGAUCACUGAAAACUGCAUGCUGCAUACAAAGUGGUCCCAUAAAGCAAAUACGGCACUUUUUUUUUUUUGCUUUUCAUUGGUGCGCCUUUUUAUGACAGCAACAUUUGGUGAUGUAGCAUUGUUGGUGCCUUUUACCUCACAAAUUUAUUGUAUUCACUGUGCCUUUGCACUGCCCAUAUAUGCUUCAGCUAACAAAUCGUCAAGGUGAUGUGAAUAUGUUUACAAGGGAAUAUAUUUUGCUACAACCUCUUUGUAAGCGCCACCCGUUUUGUCAUGCGUGAUGACAUAUUCUGAUAUCAGCACUGCUGGCUUUCCAAUGGAUUUUGCUGAGUUUUUUAUACAAGCCAUGAGGUAAAAAAAAUUACAAGACGUGUGUUCUGCAAAAAAUUUUGAGUAUCAUGCAGUUUGGCCAUGCAGCCUGUCAAAGGGUGCACCAGGUGCACUGAAAAUAUGCAGUGCCACAAACAGCAAUCCUGAAUUUGAGGCUGUGCAGAAAAUGACAACAUUUGCUGACUAUAUAGUUUGUAGCCAUUUGGCACUGAUAGAACCUACACAUCCAAAUACAUAGUUGCUUAUGCAAGAGCUACACUGGAACGAGCCUCGAGUUGGGCUUGUCAAGGUAGCAUACUCCUCCACUAGUUACAGCGGAGGGCAUGUUGCAAUGGGGGCACAUAGUCUUAAAUUUAUAUCCAUCAUGUAAACAUGUUCUUUUGAUUGUACAUGUUCUGCCUAUUAAAGCAAUGCAGCUUAAAACUUUCUUUACAAAGAAUAAGCAGGACAUUAUACACAGGUGGACUGGCUUUUUUUUUCUCUUUAUAUGGGUCUUGCAAUGGGUUUGGGGAGUGGGUGUCCCAAUGACAUUGUAACUGUCACAAUCAAUGUGUACACCUUAACGGUUAUGUGGCAGAAUAGCCAUCGGCACUCAUCAUGCGGUCUCGCUCGGGACUGACCGAGACCAGCGCUGCUUAGCAAAAUGUCAGUUGGAGCAGUGGACUAGUCUUAAAAACAUCUCCAAGUAUAUACAUCAUGAUUAAAUGCAAGUUCUUCAGCAGGUGAAUACAAUGAAUCAUGGUAGCAGCUAAGGAAAGACUGCGAAACUUCGGUCUCCUGCUUUAACAUUGCACAAUGUCUAUCUAUUUCACAGCACUUGUUCAUUUACACUGCCCCCCCCCCCCCCCCCCCGCCCCCCAGCUCGUGUAUUGCAAUGUGUGUUGUCAAUGUGAAGCGUCCUUCGCUUGAGCUGUAUAAUGGACUUGUCUGCGUCACUAUGUGCCAAAAAGUUGUUUGUAAUGUUGUACAUUAUUUUGUUAUGUCCUUCUGGCUACCUCAGUAUCAACCAGAUAUUAUAUGUACAUUUUCUGUCUUUGUUAUCACAUAAUGAUGGUUUUUCACGCCAUGUGGAAAGCUGUUACUGGCACCAUUCUUCCCGCAGACUCUGUCGCUCUGAGCUUUUAUUCACAUACAAAAACGCCGUUGGUUGACUUCGUCUUUUGCUAGUUUUGGCUAAUGAUUGCACAUUGUUGUGCUCAAAAGAUGCGCGGUGCAUCUUAAGUUGCCUAGUGUGCACUUAAUAUGAGUUAUGUGCUUUUAUGAGUAUAGUUUAGAAGUGUUAUUGUUCUUAUUGCUACAAAUCAAGAACACAUAGUACACAGUACUCAGUGCAGUCUCAAUUUUUCUCUCAACAUUUCACUGCCUCAAUGAUUGAAUAUUCCACAAAACAUCUAUAUUUUUAUGUUUAUUGCUGCAUCCCCAAACACUGUUUUCCAAAUGAAAAUAAACAUGUAAUAUACUUUGCCUAUUUUGCACCCUUUUUUUUUCUUACAGGGAUAAAGUUAUUGUGUGACUGAAGAAAACUUGUUGCUGCACCAUUUUACAAUCGCGAUGCAUAUAAUGAAGAUGUGUUUCUCUGGUUUGAUUAUGGUUGUGCCGUGGUUUUUACAUAAUUACAAUACUGAAUAAAAAUGAGUGAACAGAUGUUUGGUAUGCUGCUUAUAUGUUGUUUGAGAUAAUUUUUAAUUGUGAAAGCUUGCAUUCUAAGACAAACAUGACAGUGUGACCACACAUCAUGAAUAAAAUGGGCCGACAUUGAACUGUG